Melanotaenia boesemani (Boeseman's rainbowfish) is the source of this 1795-nucleotide messenger RNA. Its product is annotated as peroxiredoxin-6-like. Gene Ontology annotation, biological process: cellular oxidant detoxification; cell redox homeostasis. Gene Ontology annotation, molecular function: peroxiredoxin activity. Gene Ontology annotation, cellular component: cytosol; mitochondrion. The transcript is spliced from 5 exons. The record is from RefSeq and is a predicted model, not a curated record. NCBI's taxonomy places the organism in Eukaryota, Metazoa, Chordata, Actinopteri, Atheriniformes, Melanotaeniidae. The coding region runs from base 91 to 846 and encodes 251 amino acids.
GGUUUGUUUGUUCACCAGCAGGUUUCCGCCUCCUUUUCACGUUGUCAGUCAUCAGAGCUCCUGCAGAGAACGCGAUCACGCCGACCCAACAUGCCCGGACUGCUGCUCGGGGAUGUAUUCCCUGAUUUCGAGGCAGAAACCACAACUGGAAAAAUUAAACUCCACGAAUUUCUCGGCGACUCAUGGGGAAUCUUGUUCUCCCACCCCAGAGACUACACUCCUGUCUGCACCACAGAACUAGGUCGUGCUGCACGACUGAGCAGCGAAUUCAGCAAACGAGGCGUGAAAAUGAUCGCCCUGUCCGUCGACUGCCUGGAGGAUCAUCAUGGUUGGAGUAAGGACAUUGUGGCUUACAACUGUGAGGAGUCUGCAUGCUGCUCGCUGCCCUUUCCCAUCAUAGCAGACGGCAAACGUGAGCUGGCAGUUGCCCUGGGCAUGCUGGACCCCGAUGAGAAGGACAAAGAUGGCAUGCCCCUCACUGCCCGCUGUGUGUUUAUCAUCGGCCCUGACAAAAAGCUGAAGCUGUCAGUGCUCUACCCAGCCACCACCGGACGCAAUUUUGAUGAAAUCUUGCGAGUGGUUGAUUCCCUCCAGCUCACAGCUGGGAAACGAGUGGCUACACCAGUCGAUUGGAAGUCUGGAGAGUGUGUGAUGGUGCCUCCCAGUAUGUCUGAGGAGGAGGCAGCAUCUUUGUUCCCAGCUGGCGUCUACUCCAAAGAUCUGCCCUCAGGCAAGAAGUACCUGCGCUACACACCCCACCCAGGAGCACAAAGAGAGAGCACAGAUGCUGAACACUCUGUUGUCUACUCUAAGCUAACUCUUUGUCCUAAUGCUUUAAAAUUUUAAGGUCCUAGAAUAUGUUUUCCUUAAAAGCAAGAAUGUGUACUGGUGCAGUGAGAUAAAGCAGCUUACGAAAGUAUUCACCUCCCUUGGUGUUUUUUCUUGAUUUUUUUUCCACUAUCUUCUCUUAUUUUCAUUAUAACUUAUGUAAUGAGUCUACAUGAAAUAGUCUAAAUUUCUAAAUUCAGUUCCAUCCAAUUUUAAAAAUUGAUGGAUGAAUUUGUAUUCACCCGUAUGACACCCAGAGGAUUGGAGCUGGAACCACUAUAAGCUGCACACUCCUCCGAGAUGGUCUUUACAGGAAAGUGGCCAGAAAAACAAACAUUUCUCUCAUGGAAAAGUUCCCCAAAUGAAACCUCUCCCAUUUAGAUGAGAGUUAAACUGAGCUCUUUGGUCAGUGAAUAAACCACACACCCCUCAUCACCCCAAGAACAGCAUCUCCACAGUGAAGCAUGGUGAUGGCAGCAUCAUGCUAUGGGGAUGUUUCAUCAGCAGGGACUUUGAAACUGAUAAGAAUUGAGGGAAUAGUUGGAGGUAAAUACAGGGAAAUUCAUGAGGGAAAACCUGCUUCAGUCUUCCAGAGAUCUGAGACAAUGAUCCUAAACAUACUGCUAAAUAAACAAUCGAAUGGUUUAAGGGGAAAUGUUUAAAUGCUUUGGAAUAACCUCUUUAAAACCCAGACUUUGAUCCAACUGAGAAUCUGUGACAUAUUUGUUAACUUUUCAUUAAAUGAUUUGCACCUCCAAAUCAAAUAUUUAAAAAUACCAAUACCCAUUUUAAUUCCAGGUUUUAGGGCAACAAAAGGGGGUUAAUGCUUUACCAAGCCACACAUUUAUGCUAGAUUAUUCCUAUUAAUAAAUGUUAUAGUCAUACAGAGCAGCUGCAGAACGGACACACUGGUAAAAAGGGCUAAGAUCAUAAAUGUACUAUUUAAAAUAAAGUCUUAUUACUCCUU